Molecule: messenger RNA, 5316 nt
Organism: Xiphias gladius (swordfish)
Lineage: Eukaryota; Metazoa; Chordata; Actinopteri; Istiophoriformes; Xiphiidae
Gene: taf2
Product: TAF2 RNA polymerase II, TATA box binding protein (TBP)-associated factor
Exons: 28
Coding region: 174-3815 (1213 amino acids)
Biological process (GO): transcription initiation at RNA polymerase II promoter
Cellular component (GO): transcription factor TFIID complex
Molecular function (GO): RNA polymerase II general transcription initiation factor activity; transcription cis-regulatory region binding; chromatin binding
Source: RefSeq, a predicted model, not a curated record
AAAACACUGACGCCGCAACCAUAAUGCUAUGAGCCGCCGGACAUCUGGCAGAUGUAAGAGGUUGCUGAAUCUGAAGUUACCCAAAUAGACAAACACGGCUGUUAAGAAGGAAACGUCUCGGAGCAGGGGUACGGCACGUUGAAACUUCAUUCAAGACACAACAACAAACGAAGAUGAACAGGAAGAAGGAUAAAGGAUUUGAAAGCCCGCGCCCCUUUAAAUUGACCCACCAGAUGGUGUGCAUCAACAACAUCAACUUCCAGAGGAAGUCUGUCAUCGGUUAUGUUGAACUGACUAUAUUCCCCACAGUGGUCAACCUGAACAGGAUCAAGCUUAACAGCAAACAGUGCCGCAUUUACAGGGUUCGAGUCAAUGAACUUGAAGCCCCAUUCAUUUACAAUGACCCCACGCUGGAGGUGUGCCACCAUGAGUCAAAGCAGAGAAACCUCAACUAUUUCUCUAGUGCCUAUACAGCAGCAGUGAGUGCUGUGGACCCUGAUGCAGGACAUGGGGAGCUGGUCAUCAAAGUUCCCUCUGAACUCUGGAAACAAGGAGAUGAUUUGAAAGUUUUAAAGGUGUACAUAGAAUUUUCCCUGGACCAGCCAAAAGGGGGUCUCCACUUUGUUGUUCCUGAUGUGGAGGGCAGCAUGGCGGAGAGAGGAGCUCAUGUGUUUUCCUUUGGAUACCAGAACUCUACCAGAUUCUGGUUCCCCUGCGUGGAUUCUUACUCAGAGCUGUGUACAUGGAAGCUGGAGUUUACCGUGGAUGCUUCCAUGGUGGCAGUGUCCUGUGGUGAUCUGGUGGAGACCAUCUACACCCAUGACAUGAGGAAGAAGACUUUCCACUAUGUCCUCCCAAUUCCAACAGCAGCCCCUAACAUCUCUCUUGCUGUGGGGCCCUUUGAAAUCCUUGUAGACCCCUACAUGCAUGAGGUGACCCAUUUCUGCCUGCCACAGCUGCUGCCACUGCUCAAACACUCCAUGUCUUAUCUGCACGAGAUAUUCGAGUUCUAUGAAGAGAUCCUGACAUGCCGCUACCCUUAUUCCUGUUUUAAGACUGUGUUUGUGGACGAGGCCUAUGUACAAGUGUCCUCCUAUGCAUCCAUGAGCAUCUUUAGUACCAACCUGCUUCACAGUGCUAUGAUAAUAGACCAGACACCACAGACUCGCCGCUGUCUGGCCCAGGCCUUGGCUCAGCAGUUCUUUGGCUGUUUCAUUUCCAGGAUGUCAUGGGCGGAUGAAUGGGUGUUGAAGGGAAUCUCAGGUUACAUCUACGGCCUCUACCUGAAGAAAACCUUUGGAGUCAAUGAGUAUCGGCAUUGGAUAAAAGAGGAGCUGGAUAAGAUUGUGGAGUAUGAACUAAAGAUGGGAGGGGUUCUGUUGCACCCAACCUUCAGUGGAGGCAAAGAGAAAGACAAUCCAACUCCACACCUUCACUUCUCCAUCAAGCACCCACACACAUUGUCCUGGGAGUACUACAAGAUGUUUCAGUGUAAGGCCCACCUGGUGAUGAGAUUGAUAGAAAACAGGAUAAGCAUGGAGUUCAUGUUGCAGGUUUUCAACAAGCUCCUGAGUCUGGCUAGUACAGCCUCAUCCCAGAAAUACCAGAGUCACAUGUGGAGCCAGAUGCUUCUGUCCACUCACGCUUUCCUCAAAUCCAUCUCCAACGUUUCUGGCAAAGACAUAGGCCCGCUCAUCAAACAAUGGGUAGAUCAGAGUGGUGUGGUGAAAUUCUUUGGAAGUUUUGCCUUUAACAGGAAGAGGAACGUGCUAGAGCUAGAGAUCCGUCAGGACUACACAUCAUCUGGAACUCAGAAAUAUGUGGGUCCCAUCAAGGUGACAGUGCAGGAGCUGGAUGGGUCCUUCAAUCAUACACUGCAGAUAGAGGAGAACAGCCUCAAACAUGACAUCCCCUGCCACUCCAAGAGCAGACGAAACAAGAAAAAGAAGAUCCCACUAAUGAACGGAGAGGAGGUUGACAUGGAUUUGACAGCCAUGGAUGCUGAUUCUCCUCUCCUCUGGAUCCGGAUUGACCCAGACAUGUCCAUUCUGAGGAAGGUGGAGUUUGAGCAGGCUGACUUCAUGUGGCAGUAUCAGCUGCGCUAUGAGAGGGAUGUAGUUGCACAGGAGGAGGCUAUCUCAGCGCUGGAAAAGUUCCCAACCCCCGCCUCCAGACUGGCUCUGACUGACAUCCUAGAGCAAGAACAAUGUUUCUACAAAGUCCGGAUGCAGGCCUGCUUCUGUUUGGCCAGGAUAGCCAAUGCCAUGGUGAGCACAUGGCAGGGCCCGCCAGCUAUGAAGUCCCUGUUCACCAGAAUGUUCUGCUGUAAAAGCUGUCCCAACAUUGUCAAGACCAACAACUUCAUCAACUUCCAGAGCUACUUCCUGCAAAAGACAAUGCCAGUGGCCAUGGCGUUACUCAGAGAUGUCCAGAACCUCUGUCCCAAAGAUGUCCUCAACUUUAUACUUGACCUCAUCAAGUAUAACGACAACAGAAAAAACAAAUUUUCAGAUAACUACUACCGUGCAGAUCUGAUUGAAGCACUGACCAACUCUCUGACCCCAGCCAUCAGCAUCAACAAUGAGGUGCGGACAGUGGACAAUUUAAAUGCUGACGUCCGUCUCAUCUUGGAGGAGAUCACCCGAUUCCUCAACAUGGAGAAACUCCUGCCUAGCUUCAGAAACACCAUCACUGUCAGCUGUCUGAGAGCAAUUCGUCAGCUUCAGAAGAAUGGCCAUAUUCCCAGCGACCCAUCACUCUUCAAGUCCUAUGCUCAGUAUGGACACUUUGUAGACGUUCGCAUUGCUGCACUGGAGGCUCUGGUGGACUAUACAAGAGUUGAAAGAAGUACAGCAGACCUGCAGUGGCUGCUCAUCAUGGUCCAGAAUGACCCAGCUCUUUAUGUCAGACAUAAGAUCCUGGGUAUGCUAUGUAAGAAUCCACCUUUCACAAAGACAACAGACUCUGCUCUCUGUAAUGAAGCGCUGGUCGACCAACUCUGGAAGCUCAUGAACUCAGGUACCUCACAUGACUGGCGGCUACGCUGUGACGCUGUGAACCUCUACUACACUUUGUUUGGUCUGACCCGGCCUUCUUGCCUGCCACUGCCAGAACUGGGCCUCGUGCUCAACCUGAAGGAGAAGAAAGCUGUGCUUAACCCAACCAUCAAGCCUGAACUAGGGGUUAGCGCUGUUAUGGACACGCCUGCCAGUAUAGGUAUCCAUGGUGUCGGCAUGAGUUACACAGCUGUAGAUGAAGAGCCAGAUCCUAUUUCAUUAGGGGUAUGUGGGGUCGGCCAGCCACCUCAGGGCCUGAAGAGGAAGGCUGAGACCCCACUGGACUCCCCUCCAGAGCCUGGACAGGUACUGCAGCAACAGGAUGAUGAUGGAAGAGGAGGGCGCUACAAGAUCAGGUUUAACACCAUGGAAGAUGAAGAUAUUGAUAUGGAGACUGUUCAUGAUAGUCAGGCCUUCAUUCACCAUCAUCUCAAUCUGUUAGAGAGACCCUCUACACCAGGUAAAGAGCCACCGUCAGUUGAACAGUCCAUGCUCUCCAUGCCUGCCAUGCCGCUGCCAUCCUUCUCCAAAGAGACCACCUCUUCGUCCUCCAAACACGGGACUGAGCACAGCCACCACCAUCACCACCACCACCACGAGCACAAGAAGAAGAAGAAAAAGCACAAGCACAAGCACAAGCACAAGCACAAGCACGAAACCAAGGACAAGGAGAAGGAGAGAGAGAGGGACAACUCCCACACCUACAGUAACAGCCCAGCCAGUGGCAGAUCCCUACGCUCACCAUCUCUGUCUGACUAAGCAUCUGGAGAGAAGUUUGGUUUUCCAACUGCUAUUGGCUCAGUCAGGGUUAACUGGAUACAUCCAUUUUGCAGUAGCAAGCUUUGAUCGCUGUGAGUACAGUGACACAAAAUGGAAGCAAAGCACGAUCAGUUUAACUAAAUAUUCAUUACACAGUACUGAAUGAAUGAGGAAGACUGAUUUGGACAAAAUGUUCAAUUAUGGCGUUCAAGUGUUAUAACCCUUAGAUAAAUGGAAACACUGAGUUCCUCAACAGAAACAGCAAUGUUUGACUCUUAAGAGGAAACAUAGAGUGCAGUGUCAUUAAGGUAAACCCUCCAGAGGUGUCCCUGUGUCCUCACACCACACACACACACACACACACACACAGCCUGCAGGAGUUUGUGGACUUGUAACAUUGCUUCCAGGCUGUCUGGGGCAUGCAACCACAUAUACCUUUCUCCACAAAUAGUCAAAUACAGUCUUAGCUGACCUCAUACACCCACCCUUCCUACAUAGACACCACUCUGGUGUGCCUCAUCCCCACAGCUCAAUCCCAACAUUCAGUGAGCGGCUUCUGAGGCAAAACAAGAUUGAUCGUGGUGUGGAUUUAAGCAUUCUGUCUGGACUGGGCCUCCAGUGUCUUUAACAUCCUGCAAAUAACAUUUACCUGUCUGCUCACAGAUGAAAAUUAAACAGAGGAAUUUAAGUGUGCUGUACAAUUAAAACUCAAGUAAUACUAGUGUUUUUAAAAAAACACUUUUUGUUUCCCAACUGUCAUCAUUGAUUAAAGAUGCUUUUAUAUUCAUGAAUGUUUUGACUAGAUUGAAUCCAGCUCCACAAAGGCAUUUAUGGCUGGGUUUACUCUGGCACUGUUUCUCAGGGCUGAUUAUGUGGUUUUAAACAAUGAAAAGAACAUGCAAUCAGUAUUCAGAAUAUAUACAGAAAAAAAAGGGUAUUCUUACAUAAUCAGCCUUCCAAUUUCAUCUUCUUUUUCCCUAAAUAAGACAAAUAAAAUCUUAUCAUUCAUGUAAAGAUUCUUGACACUGGUUAAGUAGUCCCUGUCAGGAUUUAUUCCCAUUUAGUUCAUGUGAAUUUCCCAUUUAGUACUUGAGAAAGUGACUGUGGAAAUGUGGAGGAAAGAGAGAUAACAGUUUAAAGUAGAAUUCAGAGGCUUUAUGGAAAAUUAAGGAUGCAACUUAAUUUAGCCUCAUAUUUUCUACAUUGUAAUUUCCGUGUAACACUUUUUGAUUUAUUCUUAAAAUAAACUGGAUAAAAUUACCCUUUUUACAUCUGUUGUUACUCUUUGUGUUUUGUUUUUAUUCUUUAGAUUAAAAAAGAUCACUGACAACAGUAAAACCUUAGUCAGCAAGUCCAAUGACAGAGAACAAUGUCUCAGUAAGACCUCCUACCGCUUAUUCUUCCCAGUGGUACUCUUUACAACUCGAAGAUAUCAUUGGACAAGACAGCAUUGUAAAGCCAGACCCUCCCACCAGGAUUCCAGCCUUGUACCUUCACCAGA